This is a messenger RNA of Closterium sp. Yama58-4, 1458 nucleotides long. Lineage: Eukaryota; Viridiplantae; Streptophyta; Zygnematophyceae; Desmidiales; Closteriaceae. The record is from the annotation of a GenBank genome assembly.
AUGGAAUGGUUAAUGAGCGCCGAGGGCCUGAAUGCCCGUGAGGAGCUGGAGGCGUCUGUUCGUGAGCACCACCCUAACUUUCGUGAUGAGGAGGUCGACCUCAUUGUGGACGGACGACCACUACGCAUGGUUCGGGAGCGCGCGGCAGAGCAAGCACCUGCGAGCGGCCAGCAAGAAGGAACUGGUGAAGGAGGAGCUGAGCACGAGGCUCCAAUUGCCGUAGGCGUUGGAGGAGGAGCUGUUGCUCCGACCAUUGACACGGGAAUGAUCGGGACGAGCUACAGUCAAUUCAAGUUUGGAGUGGAGCAUAUCUCCAUAACACCGCUGCUGGAGGGAAGGCACGACCUCACCGCGUGGCUAGCCCAACUCAGGAAGGGAGAUGAUGAGACGGCGGAAUCCUACUGCAACAGGGCCCGCACCAUCCGAGCGGAGCUGCUGACCAUUGGACAGGAGGUCCACAUGGCCACGUUCGCCGCUCACGUGCUGAAGGGUCUGCCACCGGAGUACGGUUUUCUUCGCCGCAAGCUCGACAUUUCCAGCCCUGACAUGACGGUGGAACGUGUGUGCAGCGAGGUGUUGAUGGAGGAGCAGACUCUCUCCAUCGAACACAGUUACAAGCAGAUCACCAGCGAUGCAUCUGCUUUCUCGGGCGCUGUCAACACGAUCGUGGCUACAAUGGGGGUCAACGGGAAGGAAGGAAAAGUGGGGAAGGAGCAGAAGGACAAGAAGAAGGAUGGCAAGCGGGAGAAGAAGCGAGGCCCCUUCAAGGGGCGCUGCUACAACUGCAAUGAGGAGGGGCACAUGGCUGCCAAGUGCCCCAACAAGAAGAAGGAUGUAACGCCCGCGGCAGCCGCAAACGUUGCUGAAGGAGACGGGAAGGGCGUGGCGCUCACCGUCGCGUUUUCGGCUGCAAAGCUGCUAGCCGACGACAAGGACUUGUGGUUCCUUGACUCGGGAUGCUCCCAACACAUGACCAGCUGCAAGGAGUGGUUCACGGUGAUCCGUGACCCAUCUGCAACGAAAUACGUCAAAGGGUUUGAUGGUUCAAUGCAGGAAGUUGCCGGUGUUGGUGAGGUUUUGCUGGAGGGCACUAACGGCUUGCGUGUGACCCUACAUGAUGUCCUCUUUGUGCCAGGAAUGAAGGCCAACUUGGUCUCCCCUGGGCAGCUCUUGGACAAGGGAGCAAAGCUGCAAACCGAGGAAGGUGUCACUCGCAUCAUCGCAUCAGGAGGUCAAGUGGCUGCAACGGCACGAUACCGCCAUCGCCUUCACUGCCUUGACCUGAAACCGGGGCCAGCAAGGAACGGUGCAACGGCUGCAGCGGCAUGCAACGGCACGGUGGCUGCAGCGGCAUGCAACGAUCUGGCUGCUGGAGCGGCGAGCAACGGCACGGCGGCUGCAACGGCAAGCAAUGGCACGGCGAAGGAGAUUGCUGAUGUGGCGUCAAGCAAGCCGUAA